UGUGUGAGAGAGAGAGAGAGAGAGAAAGAAAGAUUAAAAUAAUAGCUAUGCUCAAAUCCUAUUUUGGUCGAUUGUGGAUUAACCAAAGACAACCAGGAAGUAUUAUAGGAGCUAGAUAUUAAUAGACGUAUAAUGCAGUCAAUACAUUUAGUGAACACGUUAGGUGAGUGUUGGUUCUCGGUACCAUUUCCUGCGAGCUACCUUCUAGAAAGUGUGUAACAUCCCAGGGCGAAGAUUUCAGUUUUCUAAAUGGUAGCAAUGGAGAGUUCUUAAACGAGUCGAAAAGCAAAAUGAUUCAGGCAGAACAGUUUUUAGUGUUACACUUGACUGACGUUUACGAUGUCGACCUGAACAGUGCCAUUUGAUACAGAUUGAAAGAGAUCAAAUUUGACAUCAUCAGCAUGACAUCAUUUGUGACAUUAAAAGUAUCUGACGCUGGCAUCUCUGCCCAAGACAUCAUCUCGCUGCCCAACGCCCAGAUCAAACACGGGAUAAUCCGUAGAAAGAAUCCGACCAUCACCUUCGGAAAAUGGCCGCACCGCUUCAUAGUCCUACUGAGAGAUUCCCUCUACGUCUAUCAUGACGAGAAAUCCAAGUCACAGUCACAGUCCGUAUCCCUCCGCGGGUACAAUCGCGUGAAGCGAGUCACGUCCAAAAAGCACGAUUGGUGUUUUGCCCUUCUUCCGGAGCAGAACGAAGCGUCUCUGAAGCCGGAGAAGUUUGCUUGCGUUAGCGACGCAGAGCGGAGAGAAUGGAUGAUCGCCAUCAGGGCGCAGCUUUACAUCGCCAACAAUCUGGACAUCGUGCCACACAGACCACAUUCAUUCUCUGACGAGGAUGAAUAUCUCAAAAUAGAAGAGUCUAUUUACGAUUCCAGAUCUAGAGAGCAGGACAUGAUAAGUUCCACGUCUGAAGAAGAGAGUUCUUCGGAUUCUGACAUGGAAGAAAAAUUUCCGGUUUUUAGAAAGUCCACUAGAUCGUACUCAUCCCCAGAGGCUUUGAAGGCAGAAGAAAUAGGCAAAUUAAGAAUGUUGGCUAAAUCAACGAAAAGGCAAGAGUCUGUCGAUGCUUUGCGGACCCUAGACUCAGUAAAGGAAGAAGAUGAAUCUGGGAAAAAACGCGGAGGAAGUACAAAGAUAAUGAGGAUUCCUUCAGUGCCUCCGCGAUACAGCGAAGUCGUUGAACCCGUGAAAAAAACUGAAACAGCCCAAGACCCAGAUUAUAUGAACUUGACCAAGAUGAAAGAACAUCUUGAUACCAGUGAUGGAGAUCCAAUGAAAGCUCCAUGGCUGUACGAUGUACCUCCUGAGCAUCCCCCGCCUCCACCGUUUCAUUGCCAAAAACUAAGACCGAGUAUGUCUCAAGAUUCGAAAUUUUAUCAGACACCUCCUACUGACAUAUUUCCUCCAAUACCCAGGAAGCAUCCGAUCAAAUCGACAAAUUCCAGCGAGGAUUCUGGAAUUAGGUGCUCGGGAUCGUCCACUGAAGAAGCCCAACAAGAGGACGACCUUUAUGUCCUACCCCAGGGGGACGAGAGGCUCUCGCUUGAAGCUUUGUGCACGGUGGAGGACACCAGCUCAGACAGGGACCAUAUCAUAUGUCAGCUCCAGGCCAAACAGCUCAGCGGCACCUACCUGAUACGCAGGUCCAGGCAAAACCCAGAUGAGAAGGUGCUGGCGUAUCUCACCAAAAACCUACACGUCAAAGAGUUCAAGAUUUACUCGCAGGGAGAGAAAGUUUUCUUGAAGAGUGACCGCCUCUUUGAUAACAUUGAAGAUCUGCUGAAGCACUACACAUCUGUAAGCACUUUACCCACUACAGAGUGCUAUCUCAAACAAGGUUAUCACACUGUCCAUUAGUCUGUGUGAAGACUCAACGCUCAGUUUUUCAUUUUACAGCAUGGUAGAUAUAUAAAUGUCUGCCAAACGCUGAGAGACUUUAAAUAUCGAAGAUGAUGUUUAAUUAGUUUUUAACCAAUUUAAAACUGACAAUCUUUAAAUAUUUAAUAACGCUUGUCUUCGAGUCCGAAGAUUAAUGAGGAAUGCAGUAUUUCCCGUGGCUGCGCAGCCCCAGCUGUAAUCUACAAAUAAUUAAUGUAAUAUUUACAUUGAAAUUAAUAUUGUCACAAAACGUUCAUGUUGACGAUUGACGAUGUGACAAUUAAUCAGUGAAUCAAGGAAGGAUAAAUUAAAUAAGACAAUAAAUGUGAUCAACACCGGACACAUUGGCUCUAUAUUGACAUUAUAGUCAUCAGAUGUAUUGUUCUUCUUUCAAACGAAAGUAGUGCAAGCGAUUGUAAUUGAACAAUUAGAGCUAGCCAGGGCUGGGCUUACGACAAUGUUACCGCACUGAACCUUACCAUCUUCGGGAGAAGGGGGGGGGGGGCUACACAAACUAAUUUUAAAAAAUGAAGAAGCAUACUGAAGUUCAAAAACGGAAAUGAGAGGUUCCAGGAACACAUUUAAUAUUUGGUCAUCAGAUUCAACUUCUGAAUAGGCCAUGAUGUGUUCACCUCCAAUCUAACAGGAUUGCAACUACAUUAUGAUACCUUUUUUUUUUCUUCUUUGUGGUGCAAAUGUGGUACUCAGGUUAGGUAUACAUUUAUUGAAUAAAUUCUCCGGUCCCCAAGCUCUAGAAAAAUACCCCUCCCCCUGAUAAAAGUUACAAUAAAGAAGAAGCAAUAUUCUGCUCAGGCUAAAUAUGAUUGAAGAUGCAGUUAAUUACGAAUGUGAUUGAAGAUGUGGUCAAUUGGGAAUAUGAUUGAAGAUGUGGUCAAUUGGGAGGUGGGGUCGUCAUCACUAUGUCCACAGCAUCAAACGUUUGUUUGUACUAGCGAGUGGCUGUGUAUGUACCAUAAAUAUCUACACUGAUUAUUGGGACAAAGUUCAUAAAUACGUGUAUUCAACCUGCUAAUGACGCCUCAAGUAGAAUAAGCGACAAAAUAUUUUCUUUCGAGAAGGGGGAAGUGUAAUUGGCAUUGAUGACAUUCCAACAUCCACUUGGCCUACAUAAGCUUUGUCUAGUAAAAGUACUUAAAGAUAAAGUAUUAAUAUUCCGAGAUAAUAUUCAUUCAGUCUACUAUUAGCAUCACUAUAAAUCAGGGAAACUAAAGAUAUGUGAAAAUUGAAUACUGUAUAUAUCAGAAAAUCAGUGGCGUAUCGAGGGUGCCGGGCGAGGGGCAGCAAUGACACCACAAUCAUAAUCAGCAACCGCAGAGGGAAUUGCGAUCAACACUCAUUGAGUGCUUAAUUAUUAUUAUAAAAAAAAACAAACAAAAUAUAUAAUAAGUUUAAAAAAAAACUUAUCUAAGAAGAACCCAAAAUCUACAACUAUAUAUCUCAAUAAUGUAGAAUUUAUUUCCCUUUUUCGAAAUAACCACCAAUAAUUAAUUUGCUAACUGGUUAAUUUUUUAUUGAUUCAUAUUUUUUAGGUACAUUAAAAUUAAAUAAUUGUUCAAAGCUUCAGCCUAAUCCAAGAUGAGAAAUAUCGUGUACAAUAUCUUAGGGGGACACAAUCCACAUAUUUAGCCGUAUAUGUGAAUACUGAAAGAUUAAUUCCACUUGUUGGUAUCAAAGAAAACAAUUAAUUCUAAGUUUUUGUAUUAACUAAAACUGUUUGUUUUUUUUAUUUUAUUGAUUCUUGUCUUUUCUUGACCAGUGAAUAACUGUGCAAAGUGUUAACUUGAUCCGAGAAUGGAUGUGGGAGAAAUAACGUGUUCAGAAUGUGUACUAGACAGAGUGAGUUGAUAGAAGCUUUGUACAAAUGUAACAUUCUAGUUAAAGGGAUGCUGAUGUAUUGUAGCGUGUGUGUGUGUGUGAUAUUGUGCUCGUGAUUUCAUGUUCCACAACCGAGUAUAUUCUGUUUAAGUAAAUUGAACUGUUAGAUUAUUUGUAUGCUAUCAGAUGUUUGAUAUCCUGUACACUUAUUUUUUUGCAAGGAUACAACACGUCCCUGCAGGGGACGUAGUAAGGAAUUUGCCAUCAUUUGGGGGGCCGGGAGGGGGCUUGGCCUCUUUGGGGGAUUUCCUGCAUUUUGAGUAAUAUUUAAUAUUUAAAGUAAAAAAACACUCAUUUGGAGACCCCUCUUAAUUAAGGGCCCGGGGGUAUUUUCAAAAUCUCCCCCUUCUCAUCCCACCCUAGCUACGCCACUGCGUCCCUUCUGAAAUGAUCAGGUAUGAUGGAUCAUUAGGAUCCAGGAAUACAAGACAAAGGUUAGCAUAUAACAAAAACAACUAAUAGUUAAUUUCAGGAAACAUAUGCACGUACAAACAAUACAUUAAUGUUUUACUUCACACACCUGGACCAUAUGCACGUGGAGAGGGGUAGGUUAGAUAUGGAUACACAGUAAGAGAACAUUAUGUAUUUACCUUAAAAUGUUUCCUUCUUUCAAUAUCACAUGUGUUAUAUGAGAUUUGAUAAGUGUACGUCCCUCACUUUAUCAUCACAUAUAUGAUUUCCAAAUAUUUUAAUUAAAUUUUAUAAUAUUUUGGUUUUAAACACUUUGAAUAUGUACGCGCACAAAAAUAAUGCACCUAUGUUGUUUUACAAAUAGUGUCUAUUAUAAUAAAUUUUCUGAAUGAAGAA
Biomphalaria glabrata is the source of this 4583-nucleotide messenger RNA. Its product is annotated as SH3 domain-binding protein 2-like. The transcript is spliced from 2 exons. The coding region runs from base 402 to 1859 and encodes 485 amino acids. The record is from RefSeq and is a predicted model, not a curated record. Gene Ontology annotation, biological process: signal transduction. Gene Ontology annotation, molecular function: SH3 domain binding. Lineage: Eukaryota; Metazoa; Mollusca; Gastropoda; Planorbidae.